Molecule: messenger RNA, 437 nt
Organism: Melanaphis sacchari
Lineage: Eukaryota; Metazoa; Arthropoda; Insecta; Hemiptera; Aphididae
Exons: 2
Coding region: 6-437 (143 amino acids)
Source: RefSeq, a predicted model, not a curated record
CUAAAAUGGCAAAACGGAUAUUGGAAAUAAAUGAAGAAGGUAUCAAUACUGACGAUCAAGAAAAAGACUCUCAAAAAAAAAUUGUUUUACAAUUUGAUGACGUUCAACAUUUUUUAAAUAAAGAUCUUCCAUUGGAAUUAAUAUCAAAUAAAUCGAUACAGUUUUUUCAAAGAUUUCGUAUUUCUAAGGACUUUUUACAUAAGGAUCCAAGUUUAUGGAACAUAACCACCGAAUAUAAAGAAGCAAAGGAUGUUAUAACUACAUUAAAAGUUGUCAAUGACAGUGCAGAAAGAGGUGUGAAAUUGAUGGAGGAGUUUAACGACAAAUUUACGAAACAAGAGGAACAGAAACAAUAUGUGUUACAGAUUGUUCAAGAUUAUAGGAAGCAGUACCCGGGAUUCAGUCGUAAAGUUUUAAAACAAACCUAUAACAAAUAA